Ornithorhynchus anatinus (platypus) is the source of this 4154-nucleotide messenger RNA. Its product is annotated as MHC class II regulatory factor RFX1. The record is from RefSeq and is a predicted model, not a curated record. Bases 109 to 2163 code for a protein of 684 amino acids. Gene Ontology annotation, cellular component: nucleus. NCBI's taxonomy places the organism in Eukaryota, Metazoa, Chordata, Mammalia, Monotremata, Ornithorhynchidae. Gene Ontology annotation, molecular function: DNA-binding transcription factor activity, RNA polymerase II-specific; RNA polymerase II cis-regulatory region sequence-specific DNA binding. The transcript is spliced from 17 exons. Gene Ontology annotation, biological process: regulation of transcription by RNA polymerase II.
CCCUUUUUCCGCUUCCGUAUUUCAUUUGGAAACUUUGGCUCCUUCAUAUAUCCGAAAUUUCUCAUUUUCCUUUUUCCUAAUAGUGCUACAGAAACCUAAGAAGACGUCAUGAGGGAUAGUGACACCUUACAUAAAUCCAGCCCAAGCUCAACAGCCAGCCAAUCUGGAGUGCCAAUCCAAGUGAUCCAACAGGUACAGGUCAUGCAGCAGCAUUUGGUAUUUCAAAAUUCAGCCCAGCUCAAUAAAGGAGAUCAAAUCUCAUUAGCAGAUAGAAGUAUGCAAGAGAUGUCCAGGACCCCAGAGCAGGUGCAAGAGCUUCAGCAGGAGCCAGUUCAACAGGUGCACUACAAUCAAGUGCAGUUCGUGGAAGAUGUUGUUGGCCGUUACACAGCAAACCCUGAGAAUCAGGUGGUCACCAAAUCCAGUGCCAAGGGAAGAGGAGGUAGUUGUGACAGAAAUGAAGCUGGAGCCUACGUGAUCCAGGGUGGAUUCAUCCUAGACAGAUCAAUCCAGUCCUACUCUCACCCGACCCGUGCUUCACCAGCUACUGUUCAGUGGCUGCAGGAUAACUAUGAGACCGCUGAAGGUGAGAGUUUACCUCGCAGUACACUGUAUUGCCACUACCUCUUGCAUUGCCAGGAGCAAAAAUUGGAACCAGUAAACUCUGCUUCUCUUGGCAAGCUUAUCCGCUGCAUCUUCAUAGGUCUUCGGACACGCCGCCUUGGUACCAGGGGAAACUCCAAGUACCAUUAUUAUGGCCUGCGUAUCAAAGCCGGCUCCCCACUGUUGCACUUGACUGGGGACCAGAAGCAAAUAGCGAUGCAAGGGCAGCCCUUCUCCCAAAAACAAGGACUGAACCCAAUCCAGAAAGUGGAUCGACUGAUCAGUGGUGUGGCUGAGUGCCAGCAACAGGAAUCAGGACUUUCUGACAUCAAUUCUCAAAUCCAGCAGUAUCAGCAUUUCCUGGAUGCAUCAUGGAGCCUCCCAGACUUCACAGAACUCGAUCUGCAGGGCCAAAUGUUACCAGAGGGAAUCGAGGUUGAGGAUGUGAAGGCCUUUCAGAUCCUGUACCGGGAGCACUGCGAGGCCAUUAUCAACAUAAUAAUCAAUCUGAAGUUCACCCUGCUGGAAUCCUUAUGGAAAACGUUUUGGAGAUACAACCUCAUUGAGGGUCCAUUCAUGGUAAUCUAUGAUGAAGCUGAGAAGCGGUUACCUAAGAAUCGUCUGGUUAUCUUAUCCAAGUAUAAGUCUGUGCUCAGGUGGACCAAAGAUUGCGACAUCCUGCUGUACCAGGGCCUAGUGGAGAUUCUCAUUCCAGAUGUGCUACGUCCUAUCCCCAGUGUCUUGAUGCAAGCUAUCAGGAAUUUUGCCAAAAGCUUGGAGAGCUGGCUCACCAAUGCCAUGAUAAAUAUUCCAGAGGAGAUGGUGUGUGUGAAGGUGGCAACUGCAAGUACCUUUGCCCAGACUCUGCGGCGCUACACUUCUCUCAAUCAUCUGGCACAAGCAGCUCGAGCCGUGCUGCAGAAUACAUUGCAGAUCAACCAGAUGCUCAAUGACCUCAACCGUGUUGACUUUGCAAAUGUCCAGGAGCAGGCUUCAUGGGUGGGCCACUGUGAGAACAAUAUAGUGCAACAACUGGAGCAGGACUUCAAGGUGACACUACAGCAACAGAACUCCCUGGAACAAUGGGCAUCCUGGCUGGACUGUGUGGUCAGCCAGGUUCUCAAGCCAUACCAGGGUACCUCCAGUUUUCCCAAGGCCGCCAAGCUCUUCCUCCUCAAGUGGUCCUUCUACAGCUCCCUGGUGAUUCGGGACCUGACUUUGCGCAGUGCUGCCAGCUUUGGUUCCUUCCACCUGAUCCGGCUGCUCUGUGAUGAAUACAUGUACUAUCUAGUUGAACAUCGUGUGGCACAGGACAAGAGCAAGACCCCUAUUGCUGUCAUGGGUGAGUUUGCCAGCUUGGCCAGCUCCCUAGACCAACUGAAUCCUGAAAAAGAUGAGGAAGAGGAGGAAGAAGCAGAGAACAAAGGUGAAUUGGCCCAGAAAAUUUCUUCUAACUUCGGUGAAUCAACUCUCAACUCUGAGUCUCUGGAGCCUGCAACCAAGUUGCUGAGAAUAGAUGGAGAGGCCAUCUUCCUUCAGCCAUGCCUUCUAACUAAAUAACCCAUAGUAGAUGAGUCCAAAACUUGACCUGCACCUUUUUCCCUUUCUGCCCUCUGUUAGUGCCAACUCAGAGGGCAUUAUCCUCUCUACAGUGUUCUUUAGAAUCAGAUACAAGUAGUUCAGGCUUUCAACUAAAGAGUCCCUUGCCUCCCUUCACCUUUUUACUAAUUUCUGUGUCACACCCCAAGUUUAUAAUAUAACCAACUAAAGUCUUGUCUCUAAAGGCCUGUACAUCUUGUAUGGGUUUGUUUUCCUUUUUUUCCCUCACAUUUAGGUGUGGAGUUUGUGGGCACUUCCCUCUUCUGUAAUUGGUGUCCAUUUGGUCCUGCCCUUUGUGAACAGUGCAGGGAAUGAGAUUACAAAACUGAGGUAAGGGGGCCCUCCCACAUUCCUCAAGCUAUAGUCUAACACAAAGGCCAAAUUUGGAGUAUAGGUUAUGGGGCUGCAAGCAACAGAUGGGCAUAUUUAGAUUAUCCUAGAUUUAAUGUUUUAUAGCAUUCUCGGUAGCUGUAUUAGGCCAAGUCAGGGCAAAAGCAAGUAAGAAGAAUUAACUAAUUUCAGUGGUUUUCCCUCCAUAGCACAAAAUAUCCUGACUGAGAAAGUCAAAUGUGCCUUACCUCCUCCACAUCCACCUUUAGAUUUUGUAAUAAUUUGCCACCCUGCUUUACCUUCUGCCCUCUCCCAAUUCUCUUUUAGCUUGCCCAAACAUUAAAAUCAAGCCAAGAGACUGGGAGGAUCGUUAUUAUCUUAAAACAGUUCAAGGAGCUGCUUUAAUUGCACUUGAAAAAGGAAUAUAAAUUUAUGGGGUUCCUGAAAAGAGUUAAUCGAAUUUGCAAAGAGCUGCACUGCUAAUUCUUCCUGCCACAGGCUUGCUGGUUCCACAGUGAUUGGUAGUGGUGCCCUGGCUUUCUUGAACACUGUAGUGGGUCCCUUGUUUUCAUUCUGGGACAUGCUGAAAGGGAACUUUGGGUGGGAGAAGGGAAUCAGAUUCCAGAACAGAGGCAGAUGCACUAAUGCUCUAGGUGCUUUCUGUCCAUGGUGGGUAGAAAGGGGCGGAAAGAAAUCACAUCACAGACUAGGUCAUUUAAGCUCGCUUUGCCAUCCCUAGGUUUUCACUGCCCUCCAUUUAUCCUUCAUCUUCCUAGUUCCGUUUUUAACCUCUCUUAUUCCUGCUGUCAAUGAAUUACCUAUCUGGUUGUUUCAGUCCUUGCUGAGGCAUGAUUUGUUCCGUCAUUUUGGGGCAUCAAAGAUGGGCACCAGGAAGAAGUAAGCUUUGCCUCUAGUCAUUAAAAAUAGGGAGAAAAAUGUGUUUCUCCAUUGUCACCUCAGUUUAUGAAGCAGUGUUAUGUUGGCGCUAUCCAGUGAAACAAUUUUCUAGCUUUCUGAAGAGCUUCAAUUCAUUCAGGAGGCAGAGAUUUCAGGUUCAACCUCAGAAGAAACUGGCCCCGAAUGUGGAUUGAGACACUCACCAAGUUUAUCAGCUUUUCCCCAGUUUAUCAGCUCUUUCAUCUGUUUCUCCUGUUACGAACCCCAAAUCUUUCUUCCCAGAAACUUUGCUUGUGUAGUUCUGUUUUAGUAGUUGUAUAUUCUUUGAUAUUGUAGUGUACACAAGGUUUAUGUUUUAAUGUUAAAAAAUGAACCAAUUUUCCAUGCUGAAACAAAUAACUUGUUACUGGGACCAAUAUCCAAGUAGAGCUCAUAGUUUAUUGGCUUUUUCCAAAGUACCAUAAAUAUAUUUGUUCCAGAUCUUUAUCAGUGAUUUCAACUGAGAUGUAGAUACUUGUGUUCUAAACUGUGACCUGUAUGAAUUUUCCUCCAUGUUGUAUGCUCCUUGAAGUAUUUCUCUGGUGACAGCAUCAACCAGACCAAGUAACCAUGUCUUUUACUAUUUCCUCCCUUUUAUGGAAGUUUGAAAAUCUGUAAGUUUCUGAAGCUGUUUUCUACAUUUUGUAGUUUUUCUUGAAACACAAUAAAUUCAGCUUUGUUAUUGA